Orbilia oligospora ATCC 24927 is the source of this 849-nucleotide messenger RNA. RefSeq lists its product as uncharacterized. The transcript is spliced from 2 exons. NCBI's taxonomy places the organism in Eukaryota, Fungi, Ascomycota, Orbiliomycetes, Orbiliales, Orbiliaceae. The coding region runs from base 1 to 849 and encodes 282 amino acids. The record is from RefSeq and is a predicted model, not a curated record.
AUGAACCUCACUACCCUCCUUCUCACUUUAUUCUCUGUUCUGGUUAGCCCUUCCUUUGUCUUGGCAAAUUACGAGAGUAACACUUUCACGGCUCCACUCGCUGGUGAUAUAGUUACUGCCGGGACUGGUUUUCAAGUUCGUUGGAUUAAUCUCGAUGGUGGUAUUGUUAACUUGGUUCUCGUUCGUGGUACUCCAAACAGCCUGAAGACAAUUGGCGCCUUGGCCGCUGGGAUCCCAAAUACUGGCGUCUUUAAUUGGAAUGUUCCUUCUAACUUGGAAGCCGGAACCGAUUAUUCCAUUGAAAUCCAGUCCGGUGCCGAGAAGAACUUCACUCCAUUGUUCACUAUCAUCAACCGGGGACCUGCCUUUUCUUCCACUACGUUCAGCCGUUCCGUUUUGCCGGCCACUAUAUUUGCUGAGAAGACGACUGAAGGUGGAGCAGUUCUUACUGAGUCUUACCCGAUUAGUUCCCCCACUCAUGCAUCUCAACCAUAUCAAACCGUCAUCGCCUCGUCGUCAACAAUCAUAGUCUUCCCAACCCCAGCUGAUGAGGACUUACCUCCAGAACCCAAGCAACCAAUCCCUCCGAGUCCCAAAUAUACAUACACUGGUGGAAAGAUUAUUACCUUGGACCCCUCUCCAAAGCCAAGAUACUCUUCGACUACUGUCACCUACGAAAGGGUUAUCCCGACAACCUUCAAUGGUACCGCAACAGCAUUCACCAUUAAUAGAACUAGGACUACUAGCACAUGGAUAACUCCGACCGCAGGAGGAUAUUCUAACCAUGCUUUCGUCGGUGUCCCAAUUUCCUUGGCUAUUGCUGUUGCUGGUCUUAUGAUUAUACUCUGA